This is a messenger RNA of Strongyloides ratti, 1548 nucleotides long. Its product is annotated as RNA recognition motif domain and Nucleotide-binding, alpha-beta plait domain-containing protein. Gene Ontology annotation, cellular component: nucleus. The record is from RefSeq and is a predicted model, not a curated record. The transcript has 7 exons. Bases 1 to 1548 code for a protein of 515 amino acids. Lineage: Eukaryota; Metazoa; Nematoda; Chromadorea; Rhabditida; Strongyloididae. Gene Ontology annotation, biological process: regulation of DNA-templated transcription. Gene Ontology annotation, molecular function: RNA binding.
AUGAUGAAUAAUCCUUCAACUAAAAAAGAAUUGGAUUCCUCUUUUAAUAAAUUACCUCAGAAACUGGGGAAUAAAAAUCGAAGUCUAAGUAAAAGUGGCAAUAAACGCCAAAAUGAUGGAAUGAAUUCAUAUGUUAAAAAUUCUAAAUAUUCUAAAAUAGGAUCUCCAUAUGGGGAUUUGUGGCGUAAAUUUGAUGGCCGCCAAUUAGAUAAUUUAUCAGAUAGGCCAAAUCCUGUAACACAAUAUUCACGUUCUUCUCGUCUUUUUGUUGGCAAUCUUCCUCCAAGUAUGACUGAACAAGAAUUAAAAGAUAUAUUUUCUAAAGUUGGAGAAGCUCGUGAAAUAUAUUUGUCUGGUAAAUCUUUUGCCUUUCUUCGGAUGGAAAAUAAUGGACUUGCUACAAUAGCAAGAACAAUACUUGACGGUACCAUUCAUAAAGGUUUUUCUAUACGUGUUCGUUUUGCACAACAUGCUGCACAAAUUAAAUUGUCUGAGUUAGAUCCUACUGUUUCCAAUCAAAUGUUGUAUCAAUUAUUUUCUGUUUUCGGAGAGGUACAACAUGCUGAACAUUUUUGCAAUGAUAAAAAUGAGGCAACUGGUGAAGGUGUAGUAAUGUUUGAAAAGAGAAAUAGUGCUACGGAUGCUGUAGCUGCUAUUAAUGACUAUGUCUUUAGUUUUACUAAAAAUUUUAAACCUAUUAAGGCUGAACUGGCAACUGACAAUGAGGAUGGCGGUUGGCCAGAAAGAUUGGCUUCUAAAAAGCGCAACCUUCUUGACGGUAAACUAAUGGGACCAUUAGUAGCUAAGUCUAAUUCUUUUGAAGAAAAUAUAGGACGUAAAUGGAAAGAACUUUAUGAGAUUGAGAAGAAACGUCGAGUUGCUUUUGAAGCCGAACUAAAGGCUGAACGUGAGAAAUUUGAAAAUGAGAUUGAUUUCCAAAUUCAGGAAUAUGAAGCAAAUCGAAUUAGAGAAGAUAUUAGAUUACGUCAAGAACAAUUGGAAAAGUAUGAAGCUUCAAGGAGAGAACGUUUUAAUAGACAUCCAAAUGACAUUGGUCCCGUUGGACCACAAAUAUCAAAUGAAUCAUUUGAACAAGUUGGAAAUUUCACAAAUAGGCAACAUUACAAUGAGCCUCCAUUCAACAAUAAUUCUGGAUUUAAUACUAUGCAAAACCAGAUGAUUAGGCCACCAGAUAAUUUUAAUGAAGGUUAUUUUCAUGGUGGACAAAAUUUUGGACCACCUCAAGGUUUUGGGGAUAAUCAAUAUAGAAAUAACCAAGGUCCACCACCUUGUAAUUUAAAUGCAUCUUUUGGUCCACCAAGUGGUAUGGAUCACCAAGGAUCACAAUUUAGAAACUUUAUGGGUGGACCUGAUUCAUUCAACAAUCCUUCUUUUCCUGGUGAUCAAUUUCCUAACAAUCAUUCAAUGAUGUUUAAUGGGCCAAUGAAUGGACCACCAAUGAGAGGACCAAAUGACAGAAAAUUUACAUCUAAUCAAAGAAAUUUAAGUAACAAAAUAAUCAAUUUAAAUUAUGUUUCAAUGAAUUAA